CACAGGGAUGUUUUCCUUACUGCUGAGCAGGGCUUACACAGAUCCACGGCUUUUUCUGCCUCCCACCCCACUGCCCCAGUGAAGAGAGUGGGGGUACACAAGGAGUUGGGGGGACACAGCUGGGACAGCCAACCCCAGCUGACCCAACAUAUAUCCCAUAACAUAUGGAAUGAUGUUCAGCAUGUGAAAUGGGAAGAAGGAAGGAAGGAGGGGGUGUUUGGAGUGAUGGCAUUUGUCUUCCCAAGUUACAAUUGUGUGAUGGUGCCCGGAUUUCCUGGAGAUGGCACAACACCUGCCUGCCCAUGGGAAGUAGUGAAUGAAUUCCUUGUUUUGCUUGUGUGUGCAGUUUUUGCUUUACUCACUAAAUUGUCUUCAUCUCAAACCACAAGUGUUCUUACUUUCAUCCUUUCAAUCUUCUCCAUCCCACUUGGGGUGAGUGAAGGAGCAGCCUCUGAGUGGUGAUUAGUUACCAGCCAGGGUUAAACCACAGCAGACUAACAGCCAGAAACAUGGGAGGUAGGACACAAGUUGCCUGGGAGGAAGCUGGUUUCAGGCUGUUAAGAAAAUUUUUGGAGCAUUUUGAAGAAGUCUUCCUACUGAUUUGCCCUGCUUUGGAUAGCUGAAGUCAGAAAGCUGGAAAAGACAAAGGACAAGAAAGAAAGGAAAAGUGUUUCUUGCUGACCUCUCACAAAACAGAGAAUGUUGAGAACUAAAAACAUGGACAGAGCCUACAGGGUUCAGCUCUGUAACCAGAACACCAGUUAAAGGAAUUAUGGAUUUGAAUGACUACUUUUCCUUCACUGGAACAGGAGCGCUGGCAUCAAAUAAAUGCAGCUGAAUCUGCUCUGAAAAGGAUGAAGGAUGCUGAUAACCACAAGCCAUCUUAGCUGGUGUCUGCGAACAGACAUGAGGAUGAAGAUCCCCUCUUUGCUGCUGCGAUUCCCUCGAUGGUAUUUCUCCAGAAGAACUUACUUGGUGACCUUCCGCUUCGCUUGCCGAGCAGAUUCCCUGGGCGUUGGAUCUCUGGGGCCAGCGCACCGCUGCCAUACAGCAUGGAUUUGUUCAUCAAAUGGUUUGAGGAGAGAGCUGUGCCAGCAAGCAGCCCCUGAGCAGCAAGUCGAGGGACUUUGUGACCGGGAGCAGAGACUUGUAGACAGGCUUUACCAAGGGCUAAUCCAGGGUCAUAGAGCCUGUUUAGCCGAGGCCAUUACACUUAUAGAAUCGACUCAGAGUAGGAAGAAGAAAGUAGCCCAGGUGCUCCUUCAGAAGGUAUUAUCCUACCACAGGGAACAAGAAAAGUUAAAUCAAGGAAAGCCACUUGCCUUUAGAGUGGGGUUGUCUGGUCCUCCUGGUGCUGGAAAAUCAACCUUCAUAGAAUGCUUUGGGAAAAUGCUUACGGAAAGAAAACAUAAAGUGUCUGUGUUGGCUGUAGACCCUUCCUCUAGUACAAGUGGUGGUUCCCUGCUGGGUGAUAAAACACGGAUGACUGAGUUGGCGAGAGACAUGAAUGCGUACAUCAGGCCAUCUCCAACCAGUGGGACACUGGGAGGUGUCACCAGGACCACAAAUGAAGCCAUUCUGCUCUGUGAAGGAGGAGGCUACGAUGUUGUUCUUGUGGAAACAGUAGGUGUGGGCCAGUCAGAAUUUGCUGUGGCUGAUAUGGUUGAUAUGUUCAUAUUACUGCUACCACCUGCAGGUGGAGAUGAAUUACAGGGCAUCAAACGGGGCAUCAUUGAGAUGGCAGACCUGGUUGCUAUCAAUAAGGCUGAUGGUGAUUUAGUUGUGCCUGCCCGGAGGAUCCAGGCUGAGUACGUCAGUGCUAUGAAGCUGCUUCGCAAGCGUUCAAAGAUUUGGAGGCCAAAGGUAAUGCGCAUCUCUGCCAAAACCGGCGAGGGGAUCUCGGAUAUGUGGGAUAAAAUGACCGAGUUCCGCGAGCUCAUGCUCACCAGCGGCGAGCUGGUUGCCAAACGACGGAAACAGCAGAAAGUGUGGAUGUGGAACCUCAUCCAGGAAAACAUGCUGGAGCAUUUCCGGAGUCACUUGGCAGUCAAGGAUAAGAUCCCGCUUCUGGAAGAAAAGGUUCUUAGAGGAGUCUUGUCUCCUGGGCUGGCAGCGGACCUGCUGCUGAAGGCAUUCAAAGAUGGUCUCUAAGCACUGUUUCCUGCUCUGUUCUUGUUAAGUGCUUUAUGUAAACGUGGACAUUAAAUACACUUUUCCUAUGUGUGGGUUCAGAUGUUUUACUGCAGCAGACAGGAACAGAAUCCAGUACUCUGCAAAAGAAUUCUGUUGGAUUCUGUAUGUGCUGCGAUCGUGACAAAUCCAAACACUGGCUGAGAGAUUACUGCACACUGUGUUGGAAAAAAAUGAAUUUCCAAAUCCUCUAUUUGUACAUGCCAUAGAUCUGUUGAUAAAAAACGGGUAUCCAUGUGAAAGGAAUGGGUUUGGGAGGGCAGGAGAGUGAGGUUUGUCGUGGUGCAGGGUUUGAUGCUGGUUGUGGGGUCAUCUCAGAGCAGUUGACGCUGCAGCGUUCCACUCUAAUACAGCAGCAGCUGUUGCCAGAAUGGAUUGCAUUUUCUUUCCUCACCUUGAGUGACAGCAAGAGCAUUGGACUGCCUGACAGCACCAGACCACAGCCUUAGUUUUAAAUAAAUUGUAUGCAUAUAAAUAGAACAUAGUGGUGUUUGGUCCCUCUUUGUAAGCUGUAGUUAGUUAUUACACGCUGUACAGUAGGGGAAGGGAAUUUUAACCAUCCUGGUUUCAAAAUAGAUGUUUCGUUAAAAAACAAAAUGUAGUUAGAUAUUUUACAUGCAGCCAUCAGAUGGAACAAAUGUUACCCAUGAUGUUUUAAUAGCAAAUGCCUUUAUACUAGAAUAAUUUAUCUCUAAAAGUAAUGGUUUUGUUGUUUUUUGAUCUGAUGUUUUUUGGACUUGAACAAAAUGGCCAAGUGUGUUUGGUAUUUUUUCUUUAUCUUUUGCAGAAGACAGGACUACUUUGAAUGAAAAGCACUUUUAUUUUUUAUUUUCCCUUGAGAAAAAUCUGGAGGAAACAUUUUCCUGAUCCAUGAUCUAGAAAGCAGAGCUCAUGUGGUACCUACUAAAUGUAAAGGAUAAAGUGUAAAAGUGCUGAUUUUUGGAGACCUGACAGUAAAACCAGUAAAAUAGGAGAAUUUGUGAGCCUGUUGAUGCUUAGAUAAAUUAAUUUUUAAAGAAAUAUAUUGGACAUGAUGAUUUUCACAGUUUUGAUGUUCUGGAUGUGUACAUAAAAGGUAUGGUGACUUUAGCUCAGUUUCACCUGUUUGGCUUCUGGCAACCCAAUUCCAGUAUAGCAGUGAAUUGGGUUACUUAAAUCCUCUUUUUACCUUCAUGAUGUUUGCUUCCAUUUUGUUUUUUCCCUCUCACAAUAAUUUUUUCUUUCCUUUCCCCUUGUCCCAGUUGUCGUAGCAGUUUUGCCUGCUAGGCACUGUUUGCAGUGAAACUCUACAGAAGGACACUGUGGUGUUUUGGGGGCCAUGCAGCUGAGGCAUUUCUUGGGUAAGAAAGUUUGCACUGGGAUAGCUGGUGUUAGUGGUUUCCACCACCUAAACUGUCAGAAUUUCUGAGCCAUGGCCACUUACUGCUGUUUCUUAAUCCUUAAUUCCUGUUUCUUUGGGAUUGCUGCAAUCAGUUACAGAGAAGCAGCUGAAGGAAUGUACGGGGUGGCAGAGACACGGUGACUUUGUUAUGACCGUUGUGAGAGGAAUGCAGUGUUUACAGUUUCUUUUUCAUUUAAACAACCUCUAUUGAAUAUGACAAAGAGCGCCCCAAACCAAAAGCAGCAUCUUGUGUCCUUUGAGUCCUUUCAGCUUUAAAUACUGACUGUAUUUUAUGGUACCUUGUAGAAGGAAUGACAGGUGGGAAAUGAAUUAACGGGAGCAGCAGCAUUUUAACUGGUGUGUUCUCAACUUUUUGAUAGUCCCUUUGUUUUCGGUGACAGUUUUUGAGGUGACCUCAUUUGUGUUUAUCUGUUAGAUCAAACCCUUAUGGUCAUUACUUCUUCUUCUGUCAUCAGGGACUGCUGUUUUCCUUCUCUGUUAUACAUGAGCUGCCAAGGCAGUGAAACAGAACCUGCAGCUUUGUUUAAAUGACACCUGCUCAAGCAGAAUAUGUUUUAUGGCUUCUUCAGUAUUUGUUUUCUGGAUACAGGUCUGCUGAUCCACUCAAGCCAUGGGCUAUCAUUAUUUUCUCAUUUUGUUGCUUCUUUUAUAGUACUGUUAAUUUACAAAUGAACUCUUAGCAGAAGUGCAGUGGGUUAAGCAGGUUCUUUGAACUGCAUUUUCCUCUUAAAGCAGAGCAUUAAAUCAAAAUCUGAUUUGCCUUCUUUAGGUGUUCAGUUAUGCCUAAUGCUUCAGUUUUGUUAUUCAGUGAUUCCCCUACCAAACUUAAAAGCUGCCCUGUGCAAACUGAACUGACCCUUCCAUGUGGUAAUGAAGCAGUUUAUUUUACAGUCUGUAAAAUUUUGCUGUAAUGUGUUUUGGAGUCAACUGCUGUUCAAUUAAUUGUGCAGUUUUGCCCAUGUUCUCCUGGGCUGGGCAGUUGCAUUGUCUUCAGAAGGACUGCAGAGCUUCAGCUGGUCAGCUACAACUCCCUAAACAAUCACUGUGUCCCAAGACAGGGAAGAGCCUUUCUGGCACAUCAGUUUUAGCUCUGUGGGAUUAACUUGGCUAAAAUGCAGUAAAAUAUUGUUAUUCAAGUAAACAGGCUUCUGAAAAAAGAUAGUAAACAAAUCUGUUGAGUAGGAUGUUGACAUAUUCAUAGUUUCUGGAGUUGUCAAGCUGCUCUCAUGUUAACACUUAAAUCCACAGCUACUGCUGAAUACUAUGGGAGAAUAAUAUAACUUCAUGAGAAGCCAAUAGCAAGAUGAAGUUUGUAGCUGGAGGUAUGACAAACUGUUAGACAAAUGAGUAUGGGAGGUAAGGAAUAAUCUGUUUGGGUACACAAAGUCAUUUCCUACAAAGUCUUGCAGUUGUCUGUAAGUGUGAAACUUUUCCCCAGGUCCCUGUGUAAUAGAUGUUGCUGGUGUUUCACAGCUGGAAAAAACAAGGGUGGUGAGAUCAAGUGAUUUACCCAGAACUCUGAAACAGGUCAGAGAGUGUAAGGGUUACAGUUCAGUAGUCUUUACUCUGAGCCCCACGUAUAUUUACAGCCACGUUACUUAAGGUUGAAAAAAUGCUCUUAGCAAGUUCAUGCUCUUAGUGUGACUUAUUCCUUUCAUAUCUAAUCUCUCUGUUUUCAGUGACAGGACCCAGUGACCCCUUCUUGACUACUGUUCUGUUGUAAUGUCCUGCUUUAAGUAAUAAAAAACUUUCCUUUGAUAUCUAAUCUGCCCUUGCCUUCAGUAAAUGCAUUACUUCCUGUUGUGCAUGCUGCUGCAGCCUCUGUGUUCUCCCCACAUAUAUUGUUUAUUUGUGAAAUCUGCAAUGCCUUGGCUGUUUGAGAUUUAGGGGCAGGGGAGUUGAGUAAAGCUAAAGAAUACAAAGGAACUUAUUUAUUUAAACUGUAUGCACUUCCCUUCCUAAAGUUUCCUUUUGUAGUGUGGCAAGAUUCAAUUACUGACUUGCUC
Hirundo rustica (Barn swallow) is the source of this 5598-nucleotide messenger RNA. RefSeq names its product metabolism of cobalamin associated A (gene MMAA). NCBI's taxonomy places the organism in Eukaryota, Metazoa, Chordata, Aves, Passeriformes, Hirundinidae. Gene Ontology annotation, cellular component: cytoplasm. Gene Ontology annotation, molecular function: GTP binding; GTPase activity. The transcript is spliced from 9 exons. The coding region runs from base 862 to 2151 and encodes 429 amino acids. The record is from RefSeq and is a predicted model, not a curated record.